Messenger RNA from Suillus bovinus, 1164 nucleotides. RefSeq names its product FeS cluster assembly scaffold IscU. Gene Ontology annotation, molecular function: ferrous iron binding; 2 iron, 2 sulfur cluster binding. The coding region runs from base 413 to 976 and encodes 187 amino acids. Gene Ontology annotation, biological process: intracellular iron ion homeostasis; iron-sulfur cluster assembly. The record is from RefSeq and is a predicted model, not a curated record. Gene Ontology annotation, cellular component: mitochondrial matrix; cytoplasm. NCBI's taxonomy places the organism in Eukaryota, Fungi, Basidiomycota, Agaricomycetes, Boletales, Suillaceae. The transcript has 5 exons.
ACGCGAGGUUAAGGCUGCCGGUCGCGGAGAGAUGUGGUAAGCACGGAGUUUUAAAUUUGCAAGUGCCGAUUUUGCCGUUGGGCCACGUAACUGCACGUUCACGCACACCCUGAAUUAAAACUCCGUGCUUCACCUGCCACGAGAUCGAGUUUGACAGUAGAGAUUUUACAUAGGUCAAAUAUAGGCCGCCUUCUCUGGGGAUACUUAUAUCAGUGGGCUGAGGUCGGGCUGCGGUCCUGCGGCGGCCUGUCGCCGCAUUCGCCAAAAAGCUCUCGCGUGUAACCCCAGAUCAAAUCAGAUAAGAAUUUCUUUGUCAGAUAAGAUUCCCACUGUGACGUUAUUCGAACUCCGAACACCCUUUCUUAUUAGGCGCUCUGCAUUGGAUCUUCUCGCACUUCUCUCAUUAUCCACCAUGUUCCGCUCAGCACUCACAAGGACUACACUCAACUCCAUAAUUGCACCAAAAGCUGCAAGAGCUGGUGUUGCACCAGUGCUCGCCCGUGGUUACCACGAGAAUGUUAUUUCGCAUUACGAGAGCCCAAGAAAUGUGGGCUCUCUACCCAAACACGACGCUGAUGUCGGUACUGGGUUGGUUGGAGCACCUGCCUGUGGAGAUGUCAUGAAGCUCCAAAUCAGAGUAGACGAAAGUGGCAUCAUUAGUGAUGUCAAAUUCAAGACAUUUGGUUGCGGUAGUGCCAUCGCUUCGAGUUCAUACAUGACUGAGCGCGUGAAGGGCCUUACCCUUGAGGAGGCAGGUAAAAUCAAGAACACUGAAAUUGCAAAGGAGUUGUGUCUUCCUCCUGUGAAGCUUCAUUGCUCAAUGCUGGCAGAGGAUGCUAUUCGUUCCGCUAUUCGGGAUUAUCGGGCAAAGCGGAGUAAGCUGAACGAAGGUCAAAAAGCGGGCUUCAUCGAUGUAACGCAAAAUGUGAUUUCCGGGGAGACAGUGGCCACUGCACGACCCGGUCUGUCUGCAUAAAUAGACAUUUUCUCAGGCCGAUGUUUCUUCAUGUGCUGUCGUCGUGCACGUCCCAUCAUUUUGUUGGUUCCUCAUAUCCAUGUUCGCAUCGAUUUUUGCAUUUAUGUUCACAUAUUCUCAAAAUGUCCUAGGUUGGAUGAUUAGUAGUUAGUUGUAUUAACACGUCGCAAUGAUAAUUUUAAUGCUAU